Messenger RNA from Gongylonema pulchrum, 267 nucleotides. The record is from the annotation of a GenBank genome assembly. Lineage: Eukaryota; Metazoa; Nematoda; Chromadorea; Rhabditida; Gongylonematidae.
AUGGGUGAUUAUAAUAGAUCGCUGAAGGAGAUUGUCAAUGCCGAGCUUCAGCGGGAAUUAGUGGUACUCGAGGAUCAAGAGGGUGGUGUUAACUGCAAAUUUGGUGUCAUUUAUGCGCUUAAAACACAACACUCUGAUAUGCAAAUGUUCUCGAACGAGCAUGGUGAUGAAAAUUUCGAGAGGUUUAUCAAACUGCUCGGGCAACGUAUCGAACUGCAAAACUGGGGAAGCUAUCGAGGAGGCCUAGAUACGUUCUGUACGUCAUAA